AUGUCCCAGGAAACAAAAGACUCCAUCUUCAAGACCCUCGACAACCUUGCGUUGACCCCAUACCCUGCCCUUCUUCUCGGGUCCUCUCUUCUCUUGAAGGGUAUUACACAGCCAGCACCAAUCAGUGCCACAGGCUCUUCAGGCGGAUCUGCUCACUUCAGCCAGAGAUUGGCACUCACCAAGCCCACCAGAGCCUCGUGCUACACUUUCGGAGCCGCAAACCUCGUGGGGGCUUGGCUUUCCUACGAUGGAGAACCUGUCAAUGCUGCAGGCUUCAACUUUGCAUGGGCCUCGUUGUACUUGAUAGUCAACGGUGGCCCCGGAGUCAAGAGCUUGUUCAAGGCGCGGGUCACUCCUUUUGCCAUCAGCGUGUUGGCGUUGGGAAACGCUGGGUUGUACGGAAAGAAGUUUUUCUGGCCAUCGGGAUAG
Suhomyces tanzawaensis NRRL Y-17324 is the source of this 429-nucleotide messenger RNA. RefSeq lists its product as uncharacterized. The record is from RefSeq and is a predicted model, not a curated record. Lineage: Eukaryota; Fungi; Ascomycota; Pichiomycetes; Serinales; Debaryomycetaceae. Gene Ontology annotation, cellular component: mitochondrion. The transcript has a single exon. The coding region runs from base 1 to 429 and encodes 142 amino acids.